Molecule: messenger RNA, 2210 nt
Organism: Zingiber officinale
Lineage: Eukaryota; Viridiplantae; Streptophyta; Magnoliopsida; Zingiberales; Zingiberaceae
Exons: 3
Coding region: 167-1867 (566 amino acids)
Molecular function (GO): protein dimerization activity
Source: RefSeq, a predicted model, not a curated record
CUUCCCUUCUCUAAAACCCUUAUCAAAAAUUUCGAACCCGUCCGAGUUUCGUCCCCUCUUAUACAAGCACUCAAUUGUUCUUAUUUCAUAUUUCCAGUUUUAUAUGCUCAGUACAUUUUAUAUUCUCUUUAAAAAAUAAGUGUCCCUUUCCUAUGUUCUUUAAAUCAUGUUAGCAAAGCAGGUAAGAGUGUGCCACUUGAAGUUAAGAACGCAGAUAAGAGUGUGCCUCUUGAAGUUAAGAAGCAGAGUCUUCAGAGUUUUAGCCCAACUAAUGGUAUCUUCAAAAAGGAAAAUGAUUAAUGAUGAAGAGGAGGAAAUAGGAGAAAUUGUUCCACAUAAGAGGGGAAAGAAAUUGAGAGAUGAAGCUUGUCAACAAAUUCUUAGAUUUUUUCACACAAGUAACAUUCCCUUUAGUUGUGCAAAAAAACCAGAAUUUAAAAAAAUGUUUGAAUUGGUUGGAAAAUGUGGUUCGGAAUUUGUACUUCCUUCCUACCAUGAACUUGAAAAUUUUCCUCUAGAAAAAACAAUGAAGAAUACAAUUAAUAUGCUUGAGUGCAUAUAUGAUUGGAAGAAGACGGGUUGUUCAAUAAUAUGUGAUGAAUGGACAGAUACAAAGGGAAGAUUUUACUGUCAUUUUUUGAUGAAUAGUCCAGAGUGUACUAUUUUUUUGAAAUCUAUUGAUACAUCUAACUUUUCUGAAACAAUUGAAAAAGUUUUUAAGGUGUUGGAUGAAAUAUUUGAAGUUGUUGGAGAGGAGAGUAUUGUUCAAGUAAUAAUUAACAAUGCUCCAAAUUAUAAGGUUGCCGUGGAGGUAUUGAUGGAAAAGAGAAAAAGGAUUUUUUGGAGCCCUUGUGUUAUCCAAUUGUUAGAUGGAAUUCUAGAAGACUUUGAGAACAACUUGUCACAUCAUCAGAUAAUUAUCGGUAAAUGUAAAAAGAUAAUUGCAUUUAUUUAUUCAAGUACCAUAGUUAUUUUGAUGUUAAGGGAUUUCACUAAAGGCAAGGAUUUCAACGGACCAACUAUUACUCGAUCUGCUACUGCAUAUUUGACUUUGUUAUAUCUUAUUGAUAUGAAAGACGCACUUAUUGCAAUGUUUUCAUCGGAGCAAUGGAAUUCAAAUAAAUUGGCAAAGACAAAAGAGGGAGAAGAAAUACAACAAAUAGUUCAGGAUUGUAGAUUUUGGCGUGAAAUGGUCUAUUGUCUGAUCUUUGCUGUUCCUAUCAUUGAAGUACUUUUGAAGAUAUAUUCCAAUGAGCAACCAACCAUGGGAUUCAUUUAUGAAGAGAUGAAUAGUGCAAAAGAGAGUCUUCAAUCAUGGAAUAAUAUAAAAGGGUAUCAGACUAUUUGGAAAAUAAUUAAAGAGAGAUGGAAUCCAAUACUUCACCCUCAGUAUAUAGCAAGUCAUCUUUUGAACCCUCAAUUGCCUUACGAUUCCACUUUCAAGUCUACUUCUGAAGUUAAUGAGGGACCUUCUGCUUGGUUAGCGAAAAUGGUUAUUGACUAUGAUGAUGAUCUAAGCAUGACUGCAGAAAAUCUGAAAAAGAUAGAGGAUCAAAUUGCUUAUUUUUCAACUUCAAAGGGAUUAUUUGGAAGUGAGGAUGCAAAUUUGAUGAGAUAUACAAAGCAUCCAGCUAAGUGGUGGGAUUCAUAUGGAAAGGAUUGUCCUGAACUGCAAAGGAUGGCGAUUCGCCUAUUAAGUUUGACUUGUAGCUCUUGUGGAAGUGGACAAAGUUGGACUGCAUAUGACGAUGAGCAGGUUUACCCAAAGAAAAUAAGCUGCUUGUUUCAAAAGAAGCUGAAUGAUUUGUUUCAUGUAAUUCAAAAUUUUAAAUCAAGCAUUCAACGAGCUAGAACAAAAAAAGGUUGAGAGCGAAGUGUUGUCCUCAGAAUAAGGAAUUGAUAACUAAAAAGGAAGUUGGUGAAGUAAGUGGAGCAAAGAAGGAUAUGCAAGUGGUUCGUGCUUUGGGAGGACUGAGAUGGUGCCCCAGGCAACCGCGGUGAGCAAGGAAACGUUGUGCGGCGCCGCCGACAAUGCAUCUGCAGGAGCGCACUCUUCGAUGGAGAUGGAUGUACCUGCGUCGCCACCUCCGGCCAUGAAUGAUGAUCAAAUUAAUUAAGCACUAAUUAAUGUUAUUCUAGAAGAUUAUAGCGGCUAUGCCACAAAUAUGCUCAAUGUGAGAUAUUCCAUCAUAUUUUAUUUUUCUUACUUU